GGUAUCUCUGGGGAAGAUGGCUACCGAGGCUACCCUGGCGAUGAAGGAGGACCUGGUGAGCGAGGCCCACCUGGUGUGAAUGGGACACAAGGUUUCCAGGGCUGCCCAGGCCAGAGAGGAGUCAAGGGUUCUCGAGGAUUCCCAGGAGAGAAGGGUGAACUGGGAGAGAUUGGCUUGGAUGGUCUGGAUGGUGAAGAGGGAGACAAGGGGUUACCUGGUUCAUCUGGAGAAAAGGGGAGUCCUGGAAGAAGGGGCGACAAAGGACCCAAAGGAGACAAAGGAGAGAGAGGAGAUGUUGGAAUUAGAGGUGACCCGGGUGACUCAGGACGGGACAGCCAGCAGAGAGGACCCAAAGGAGAGACGGGUGACAUCGGCCCCAUGGGUCUUCCAGGCAGAGACGGCAUCCCGGGAAGGCCGGGAGAUCCUGGGAAGGAUGGUGGCUCUGGCCGAAGGGGACCUGCAGGAGCUAAGGGCAACAGGGGCGGUCCUGGCCAGCCAGGCUUCGAGGGAGAGCAGGGUACCCGAGGCUCACAGGGCCCUCCUGGUCCCAUUGGUCCCCCAGGCCUGAUUGGGGAGCAAGGAAUUCCUGGACCUCGGGGAAGUGGAGGUACUGCUGGGGCUCCUGGAGAGCGUGGCAGAACUGGCCCGCUGGGGAGGAAGGGUGAGCCAGGAGAGCCAGGACCGAAGGGAGGCAUCGGGAACCGUGGACCCCGUGGGGAGACGGGAGAUGAUGGGAGAGACGGGGUUGGCAGUGAAGGACGGAGAGGCAAAAAGGGAGAAAGAGGAUUCCCUGGGUAUCCAGGACCAAAGGGUACCCCUGGUGAGCCAGGGGCAGAUGGACCACCAGGACCUAAAGGCAUCAGAGGCCGAAGGGGAAAUUCAGGACCUCCAGGGAUAGUCGGACAGAAGGGAGACCCUGGCUACCCAGGGCCAUCUGUAAGUAUCCAUUCAAUUCCUAACAAGUCACUGGGUGGAAGGAAGGGUGGCGGGUGUGUCUGAUCUCGGAAAUUUCCA
Molecule: messenger RNA, 1014 nt
Organism: Cricetulus griseus (Chinese hamster)
Lineage: Eukaryota; Metazoa; Chordata; Mammalia; Rodentia; Cricetidae
Source: RefSeq, a predicted model, not a curated record